Melopsittacus undulatus (budgerigar) is the source of this 3024-nucleotide messenger RNA. It is a transcript of the gene MARK2, whose product is annotated as microtubule affinity regulating kinase 2. Bases 125 to 2320 code for a protein of 731 amino acids. Gene Ontology annotation, cellular component: cytoplasm. The transcript is spliced from 18 exons. Gene Ontology annotation, molecular function: protein serine/threonine kinase activity; ATP binding; tau-protein kinase activity. NCBI's taxonomy places the organism in Eukaryota, Metazoa, Chordata, Aves, Psittaciformes, Psittaculidae. Gene Ontology annotation, biological process: microtubule cytoskeleton organization; intracellular signal transduction; protein phosphorylation. The record is from RefSeq and is a predicted model, not a curated record.
GCCCCCCCCCGCUCCCUGAGCGCGGACCGGGCUCCCUUUCCCUUCCCCCCCCCUCCCCGCACACCGCGGCUGCCUUCUCCCUAUCGCGAUAGUCGGCGGCGGCCGUGGCGGGAGGGGGCUCGCCAUGUCGAGCAGCGGUCGCAGCCCUCUGCCUACUGUCAACGAGAGAGACACGGAGCAGCCCGGGGAGGGGAAGGGCGUCGGGAAGCCCAACAUGCUGCGGGGCCGGAACUCGGGCAGCGCGGCCGAGGAGCAGCCACACAUCGGCAACUACCGGCUCCUCAAGACCAUCGGCAAAGGCAACUUCGCCAAGGUCAAGCUGGCCCGGCACGUUCUUACCGGCAAGGAGGUUGCUGUGAAGAUCAUUGACAAGACGCAGCUCAACUCCUCCAGCCUACAGAAGCUCUUUCGGGAAGUGCGAAUAAUGAAGGUCCUGAACCACCCCAACAUAGUGAAGCUCUUCGAGGUGAUCGAGACGGAGAAGACACUUUACCUGGUCAUGGAGUACGCCAGUGGGGGUGAGGUUUUUGACUACCUGGUAGCCCACGGGCGCAUGAAGGAGAAGGAAGCCCGGGCCAAGUUCCGACAGAUAGUGUCGGCCGUGCAGUACUGCCACCAGAAGUUCAUUGUCCAUAGGGACUUGAAGGCUGAGAACCUGCUGCUGGACGCUGACAUGAACAUCAAAAUCGCUGAUUUUGGCUUCAGCAACGAGUUCACCUUUGGGAACAAGCUGGACACGUUCUGUGGGUCCCCCCCAUACGCAGCCCCCGAGCUCUUCCAGGGCAAGAAGUACGACGGCCCCGAGGUGGAUGUCUGGAGCUUGGGGGUCAUCCUCUACACCCUGGUCAGUGGUUCCCUGCCCUUCGAUGGGCAGAACCUGAAGGAGCUGCGGGAGCGGGUGCUGCGGGGCAAGUACAGGAUCCCUUUCUACAUGUCUACUGACUGCGAGAACCUGCUCAAGAAGUUCCUCAUCCUUAAUCCUACCAAAAGGGGCACCUUGGAGCAAAUCAUGAAGGACCGCUGGAUGAACGUGGGCCACGAGGACGAUGAGCUGAAGCCCUACAUGGAACCUGUGCCAGACUACAAGGACCCCCGGAGGACAGAGCUGAUGGUGUCCAUGGGGUACACGCGGGAGGAGAUCCAGGAGUCCUUGGUGGGGCAGAAGUACAAUGAGGUGAUGGCCACAUACCUGCUGCUGGACCACAAGAGCUCAGAGCUGGAGGAGAGCCUGUCCCUGAAGCCCAGGCCUGCCCCGGAGGUGGCCAACAGCUCGGGGCCAUCCCCAGCACACAAGGUCCAGCGCAGCGUCUCCGCCAACCCCAAACGCCGCGUCAGCGACCAGGCUGGCCUCUCCAUCCCCACCUCGGCCUCCUACUCCAAGAAGACACAGGCGGCCAAUGCGGAGAACAAGAGAGGGGGGACAGAGGAGGAGGGGGGGCGCCGGGCAGGCAGCACAGCCAAGGUGCCCCCCAGCCCCCUGCCCGGCCUGGAGCGAGCCAAGGGCACCCCCUCACCCUCCACGAACAGUGUCCUCUCCACCGGCACCACCCGGAGCCGGAACUCACCACUGCUGGAUCGAGCCAGCCUGGGCCAGAGCUCACUGCAGAACGGCAAGGACAGCGCCCCCGGCCGGGUGCCGGCCGCCUCCCCCUCUGCACACAACGUGAGCCAGGCCGGGGGGGAGCGGCCCAGCUUCCCCAGGGGGGUGUCGAGCCGCAGCACGUUCCAUGCGGGGCAGCUGCGGGGCCGUGAGCAGCCAGGCCUGCCCUAUGCGCUGCCCCCCGCGCCCCCCGGCCUCGGGCCCCCCCCGUCGCCCUCCGGAGCCAGCCAGGGCCGACGUGGCCCCCCCGGCUCCAGCCUCUUCAGCAAGUUCACCUCCAAGUUCGUGCGGAGAAAUCUGUCUUUCAGGUUUGCCAGAAGGAACCCUCACGAGCCCGAGAGCAAGGACCGGGUGGAGACACUGAGACCCUCGGUGGCUCCGGACAAGGACCCUCGGGACGGCGCCGGCCGCGACGUCAAACCCCGUUCCUUGCGCUUCACGUGGAGCAUGAAGACCACGAGUUCCCUGGAGCCCGGGGAGAUGCUGCGGGAGAUCCGGAAGGUUCUGGAUGCCAACAGCUGCCGCUGCGAGCCCCAGGAGCGCUUUGUGCUGCUCUGUGCCCACGGUGCCCCCGGCCACGACUCCUUCGUGCAGUGGGAGAUGGAGGUCUGCAAACUGCCGCGGCUGUCCCUCAACGGUGUCCGCUUCAAGCGGAUCGCCGGCACCUCCAUGGCCUUCAAGAACAUCGCCUCCAAAGUGGCCAAUGAGCUCAAGCUCUGAGCCCCCCCGAGGGUGGACAUGGCAACUGGUGUCAACCACCGUCAACCGGCGGCAACUGGUGUCAACUGGCAUCGAGCGACGGCAACUGGUGUCACCCACCCCUCGCCUUGAGGAUGACGCGAUGGCUCGAGGAGGAAGACAACCUCCAAGGGACCUCUGGGGCUGUUCUGGAUGGACCUGUGGGACCUGUGGGGCCAUUGGAGCAUGGGCCGGGGCCAUCCCGAGCGCUGGGGGUGGCUCCAGGGGCCCUCCUUGGUGGUCCAGGGACCUCCUCGAGACCAUCCCAGGUGGCCGAGGCACAGCUGGGGACAUUGUGACAUAGGACGGGGCUACCUGGGGACUUGUGGGGACAUCCUCAAGGGACCUCUGGGGUGUUGUGGGCUUUGGUGGCCGAGACCCCACUGGGGCCACCCCCAAGGACAUCCCUCACGUGGUCUGGGGCCUCGUGGGGAUACCUUUGGUGGCCCAAGGCCAAAGGGGGUGCUCUGAGGUCACGUGGGGACAACCCAGGGUCUCCCUGUCCCCAGGUGACCCCACGGUGGCCUUGGGGUGUCCUGCCCUUCCCUCUGCACUCAGGAAGGCCCCUGGGGGGGGGUGGGGUGGGGUGUGAUCAUGUGACCUGCUGUAGCCCCGCCCCCUCCGCAGGCCCUGCCCCUGCCCGGCCCUGGGGGGGCAGGUUCUAGAGUAAAAUCUUUCCAGAAAGA